CUCGACAACAAAGCCUGUGGCGUAGCUGCAUUUUAAAGAUGCUGGUCGCUACGCCACUAACGGUCAAACGGUUACAAUAGUGAAGUGAAUUAGUAGUGUGUUACGCUACUCGUCCUCAAAUACUGCCGGAGAACUUCUGGUUGAUAAAAAAUAUAGCGUACUGUCUCUUUAAGGUCCCUCAGCUAGUCUGUUUCGUAUUGAUCAAUCCACCAUUUUCCAACACACAGCGGCGGCAGUGCUAACACAGCUCCGGCAGCGAAGAGACGGAGAAGAGAGCCACCCCUCUACCUGGAGAGGAAGCCAGGGACCGGGGCAGUCAUGGCAGCAAACAUGUACCGGGUUGGAGAUUAUGUUUAUUUUGAGAACUCGUCCAGUAACCCACUGCUGAUCAGGAGGAUAGAGGAGUUGAACAAGACAGCCAAUGGGAACGUGGAGGCCAAAGUGGUGUGUUUUUACCGGCGCAGGGACAUCUCCGGCACACUCAUCGCCCUGGCAGACAAACAUGCAAGGGAGCUGGAGGAGGAGAUGGAGAAUCCGGAGAUGGCGGACCUCCCCGAGAAACAGAAACACCAGCUCAGACACAGAGAGCUCUUCCUGUCCCGCCAGCUGGAGUCUUUACCUGCAACACACAUCAGGGGGAAGUGCUGUGUGACUUUGCUGAACGAGACAGAAGCCCUGAAGUCUUACCUGGACAGAGAGGAUGCCUUCUUCUACUCGCUGGUGUAUGACCCUCAGCAAAAGACUCUGCUGGCUGAUAAGGGGGAGAUCCGCGUCGGGAACAAGUACCAGGCCGACAUCUGUGACCUCCUAAAAGAAGGCGAGGACGAAGGCAGAGAUUUGGAGAAACUAGAGGAGAAGGUCUGGGACCCCAACAGCUCUCUGACGGAGAAACAGAUCGACCAGUUCUUAGUAGUAGCUCGGUCAGUAGGUACGUUCGCCAGAGCCUUGGACUGCAGCAGUUCUGUCCGGCAGCCCAGCCUGCACAUGAGUGCUGCUGCAGCCUCCAGAGACAUCACCUUGUUUCACGCCAUGGACACCCUCCAUGCCACGGGCUACGACAUGACCCGAGCCAUCGCAGCACUGGUGCCUCAGGGUGGGCCCGUUCUCUGCAGGGAUGAAAUGGAGGAGUGGAGCGCCUCGGAGGCCAACCUGUUCGAGGAGGCACUUGAGAAAUACGGCAAAGACUUCACCGACAUCCAGCAAGAUUUUCUGCCCUGGAAGUCCCUGACAAGUAUUAUUGAGUAUUACUACAUGUGGAAGACAACAGACAGAUAUGUACAGCAGAAACGAUUAAAAGCAGCCGAGGCAGAAAGCAAGUUGAAGCAGGUCUACAUCCCGAACUAUAACAAGCCAAACCCCAACCAGCUGAGUAACAAUGUAAAACCAGCUCUGGUGAACGGAGCGGCGGUUUCAGGGGUCUCGGGGGUCUCUGGGAUCCCGGGUAUCCCGGGGGUCCCGGGGGUCCCAGGGGUCCCGGGGGUCCCAGGGAUACCAGGGGUCCCAGGACCUCCGGGCUCGGCGCAGACCCCCGGCCUCGGCAGAGCCUGUGAAAGCUGCUACACCAGCAGCUCCUACCAGUGGUACUCUUGGGGACCUCCCAACAUGCAGUGUCGCCUGUGCGCUUCAUGCUGGACUUACUGGAAGAAGUACGGCGGGCUGAAGAUGCCCACAAGACUGGAUGGAGAGAGGCCUGGACCUAACCGCAGCAGCAUGAGCCCCCACGGUCUGCCCCUGCGGCACAGUGGCAGCCCCAAAUUCGCAGUGAAGACGCGACAGGCUUUCUACCUGCAGACUACCGGCCUGACGCAGAUGGCACGUCGGAUCUGCCAAGACAUCAUCAGGCCGCGAUUCCUGGCCCGCCACCCCUACCUCCCCGUCAACACAGCAGCCAUCAAAGCAGAGUGUGCCCUGCGGUUGCCAGACGGGGUAAAAAAGCCUCCGCCUCUGAAACCUGUGGAACGUAAACCUCUGGAGUCUGUGGUUCGGUAUUUAGAAGCACAUCCCCGUCCAGCCAAACCCGACCCCCCGCCUCGUGGAGCGUCCAUCUCCACGGGCAGCCUGACGCCCAUAAAGGCCUCUCCCAUCCUCAACAACGGCUCACCCACCAUCCUGGGCAAGCGCAGCUAUGAACAGCACAACGGACUGGAUGGCUCUAAAUCCAAAGUCCUGGCUCCACAGUGGGACAUCAUGACCAAACGUCUGAGCGAGGCCGCGCGGCCCUCAGUCUCCCUGCAGGACGAGGUACAUGAACUGGACUGAACGCUCUGUGGGAACGACCUCUACUACAAACCCCAGUGAGCAGAGGGUGACAUGAAAUGGAAAGGCGUUUUCCAGUAAACCAUAGCCGAGGGCAGCUGAGGAGACGACCGCCACCUUUCUUCAGUCAGUACGGGUCUGUCACACUGCUGAAGACCAAUCGAUAAUUGAUCAGUUUGGCUGUGGUCAAUCAGAAGAUGAGCCUGACUGUACAGGACUGUGUUUAUUACUUACAUUUCUCGUUAUUACUGUCAUUGUAAUUAUUGUUAUUGUUAUUAUAAUUUUUUUUACCAACUAUAACUCCGCUUCUUGUUUGUCGAUCAAACGAUGGAACUUGUGAAGUUUCAUGAAAAAUGCUUGCAGAGCCCUGUGGAAAAGGGUGGAAGGACUGUAACAUAAGCCACUUGUAUCUUCUAUGUUCAUUUGUUUUUUUUUUAACAAGUUAAAUUCAACAAGGAGACGCACUUUUAUUUCAGCGACACGAGUUCACUCCUUGUCUUUUGUUUCUAUGAAUUUGAAUGCUUUACGGGAAAUCUUGUGUUUUGUGAGCCGGCCCCGCUCUUCGGCCAGAGAGGUUUAACUUAUUGAGAAAGACUUGCUGUUUUUUCUACCUUUUUCACAAGUUAAUGCAUCUAUGCUUAGAUAAUGUAAUUAAAAAAGAUAAUUGAUUUUCCCUCUUCUUUUGGUGUCUGUGCACAGAGGUGAAAGGUGUUUGAUUUCUCACACAGGUAUGCAAACAGGGUAUAUGCAAAAUUAAUUCCAAAUUGCUUUAUAUGUUUUAAAAAAAAAAUCAUCAGUAUUAGAAAAGAUUAAACACAGCCAUGUUUUGUAAGCAAACGUAAAAAAAAACAAAAAAACAACCAAAAAUCAAGAAUGUGUUCUGCUUUCAUGUCCAGUCAUUCUGUUGAUGUGUUUAUCUUUAUGUUUAUUAGUAGCUUAUUGUCUUGAUAUAAACAUCAGUCAAAGGUCGACAUAAGAAAAUAUACAAAUACCCAAAA
Messenger RNA from Centropristis striata (black sea bass), 3254 nucleotides. RefSeq names its product metastasis associated 1 (gene mta1). NCBI's taxonomy places the organism in Eukaryota, Metazoa, Chordata, Actinopteri, Perciformes, Serranidae. Bases 319 to 2259 code for a protein of 646 amino acids. Gene Ontology annotation, cellular component: nucleoplasm; NuRD complex. Gene Ontology annotation, biological process: negative regulation of transcription by RNA polymerase II; double-strand break repair; response to ionizing radiation. The record is from RefSeq and is a predicted model, not a curated record. Gene Ontology annotation, molecular function: transcription coactivator activity; transcription corepressor activity; sequence-specific DNA binding. The transcript has 18 exons.